Molecule: messenger RNA, 363 nt
Organism: Iphiclides podalirius (scarce swallowtail)
Lineage: Eukaryota; Metazoa; Arthropoda; Insecta; Lepidoptera; Papilionidae
Source: the annotation of a GenBank genome assembly
AUGUGUGCCAGAUCUAAUGGCUUCCUGGUGGCAACUCGCUAUUACGAGAUGCUCGGACGGUCGGCCGGGUUCUCGGCUCGUUUCUUGCGCGGAUCGAGUGAGCGGAGUGAGCUCGCCGAGAGCCGCGGGCCGUUGCGCAAUGCCCCUGACUCAUCCGGCCCGCGAUGCUCAUCGGAGCGCGGCCGCUGCACGAACACAAACGGUUGCGCGGUAAUCGUGCGAUUACUCGGCGAAAACCGCUCGGCCGUGAAACGUGAGGGCGCGAGCGCCGUAAAGCCCGCUAUGACGACUUCAAUUAUCUCGCACACCCGACUAAUUGUACAUACAUCGCGCGCGUGGGACACACGUGGGACGGAUAGUAUG